CCGGUUCUUUUUUUUUCAUUCAUUACAAAUUCUCUGCAGUAAACUCUCAUCACUAGUCUAGAUUUUUAUUUUGUUUUCCAUACAAAGCCUUUGUGAAAGAUGCAUUUCCUAAAGAAGAGAUAAUAGGUAGACUCAUUGUAGCAAAUCUGUGAGGGUGGCGAAAAUAACGAGGCUAUUGGGUUUCAUCUGCAGCGACAAAUCGACGCUGUUUUGAGUAUUGAUAACUUGUCUUGAAUGUUUUUUUCCAAAAGAGAAAUCAAAUGAGCAACCGAGGAGCAAUUCGUAGACAUGGAGUAGAUAGGAUAAGCGGCUUACCUGAUCAUUUGCUAAGUCAUAUACUCUCUAAUCUUCCUACAAAGAAAGUUGUUACUACUAGCAUUCUUUCCAAAAGAUGGAGAAAACUCUGGCGUGCAAUGCCUUUUCUGGAUAUAGACCUUGGUGAUUUCAACGAUGAUUUCGCUACCUUUGUCAGUUUCGCCUCUUCGUUUCUUGAAAACUCUAAUGAGCGAUGCUUAGACAAGCUCAAGCUCUCUUUCGAGAGGGAAGAUGUUUAUCUGUCAUCCUCAGUCUUGUCGUGGGUCCAAGAAGUAGUUAAGCGUGAAAUCCAACAUCUUGAAGUCAUAUUUGAUUCGGUUGAUUCGGUCGAUAUGAUGUUAAAGCUUUACUUAUGUGAGACUUUGGUUUCAUUGAAACUUCAGAACGUGUGGCUGGAAUGUUUCGAGAUUGUGUCUUUGCCUAAUCUCAAGGUGAUGCAUCUUGUAGAGAAUUUAUAUGGUUGUGAUGAUACUAUGAAGAACUUGAUCUCAUCCUGCCCCGUUCUUGAAGACCUAACUAUUGUUAAAUUGGUAGCUGAAGUCACGGCGAAAGUUUUACAGGUGAGCUCCCCGUCACUAAAUAGUCUCAAACUCCUUGUUGAUCAUGGCGAUGGUUCGUACACAGACGAUAGUGACGAUUGGAAGGUUAUCAUUGAUGCUCCUCAGCUCACCUAUCUAAGUCUACAUGAUCAUCAGUCAGCUGGUUUUGUGAUAAGCAAAAUGGAUUCAUCCGCAAAGGUAGAAAUCAACGUCGCUUUUAAUGUGGAAGAUAUUGAGAAUAUAGAAGAUAUUGAGAAUAUAGAUGACUCAUUCGAGAGAAGCGCUGUCCAUAAAUUACUUACCUCACUCUCAAGCGUAAGGGACAUGACUUUAAGCGGAACAACUUUGAAGAUCAUGCGUCACUACAUGAAGCACGAAUCCAUGCCUCAGUUUCGUAACAUGAAGCAGUUAUAUGUGAAGUUAUAUAUAUGUGAUCUGGAAAUCUUGCCAGGCGUUCUUGAGUGCUGUCCAAACCUCAAAUCCCUUGUCGUGAAGCUGAACAAGGUAAUGGAAAGAGAGGAAAUCAGUUUCUCAUCGGUGCCAAAGUGUUUGCAGUCAAGCCUCGAGUAUGUUGAGAUUAAAAGAACCAAGUAUGGAAAUGGAGUUGAGAUGAAACUAUCAAAAUAUUUCCUCGAGAAUUCGCUAGUCCUCGAGAAGUUUACGCUAUGCAGACGUUUUCUUAGCAAGGAACAAGAGUCUCUCGUCGUUAAGGGACUCAAGGCGUUCAAUAAAGGUUCUAGUGCUGCUCAGGUCAACGUUGUUGUACUUUGAAGAUGAGGUUUGAGUUGUUGGAAAGACGUUAUGAUUUUAUUUUAUUUUCUAAAACUACAGUUUGGUUUCAAUUUGUGAAAACCUUUGUUCGGUUGGGAUGUUAUAUUUGGAUCUGGUUUUGAAUU
Camelina sativa (false flax) is the source of this 1750-nucleotide messenger RNA. Its product is annotated as F-box/FBD/LRR-repeat protein At5g22660-like. Gene Ontology annotation, molecular function: protein binding. NCBI's taxonomy places the organism in Eukaryota, Viridiplantae, Streptophyta, Magnoliopsida, Brassicales, Brassicaceae. The record is from RefSeq and is a predicted model, not a curated record.